Messenger RNA from Hordeum vulgare subsp. vulgare (domesticated barley), 760 nucleotides. RefSeq names its product chaperone protein DnaJ. The transcript has 4 exons. Lineage: Eukaryota; Viridiplantae; Streptophyta; Magnoliopsida; Poales; Poaceae. The record is from RefSeq and is a predicted model, not a curated record. The coding region runs from base 67 to 459 and encodes 130 amino acids.
UAACGCAGACCCUGAAAACAUUUGUGAAGGCUUCCAGAAAUCGGCGUGGAGCAGGUGUAGCCCCCAAUGCCUGCUACGCCGGCGGCCGGCCCCGGUUUCGCUGGGUUGCCGGCGCAGGCUCCGACGAGCUCCCUCCCCGGAUUUGAAGGCCCCCCUAGCCGGCUAGGCGUUCGGAGGCCGGCAUGGGUCGUCCGCACCGAGUCAAAUGUUAGGAGAGAAAGACGAAAACGACCUGAUCCUCCAUGCACCAUCUGCAAAGGCACAGGGACAAUAAAUUGCCGCAACUGUUUCGGUAGAGGAAGAGUAAAUCAUGUCGAUCUCGCCGUGCUCCCCAAGGGAGAAUGGCCGCAAUGGUGCCAAAUAUGCGGGGGUAGCGGCCUAGAUUACUGCCAUCGGUGCCAUGGAACAGGUGAAUAUCGAGAACCCAUGGGCUUCCACUUCACAGUCAAUAGGAAAUGAGCGUCGCACAGCGGCACAGGCAGUGUUGGAAGGCUGGUCAAGUCAAAUGGUCAGAAAAAAAAAGUCCCAUUGAGGCCAUAGGAUCAACAUUUGAAUGAGCUGUGGGAAAAGUUGUAGCCCAAUAUUUAGGAUGUCUGUUGCUGUGAAAACUUUGAUGUUAUGCUGAUGCUGUCGAAUUUUGUUGUCAACAAAGGAAAAAUAGAUGUAGAUUAUGAUCAGAGGGCAAGUGUCAUCACUUUAAUCAACCGGCUAAAUUUAUGUAUGCAACUAUAUUAGGUGAUAAAUAAGGGCUUUUCUACCA